Messenger RNA from Coccinella septempunctata (seven-spotted ladybird), 1731 nucleotides. RefSeq names its product zinc finger and BTB domain-containing protein 24. Lineage: Eukaryota; Metazoa; Arthropoda; Insecta; Coleoptera; Coccinellidae. Gene Ontology annotation, cellular component: nucleus. Gene Ontology annotation, molecular function: protein binding. The record is from RefSeq and is a predicted model, not a curated record. The transcript has 7 exons. Gene Ontology annotation, biological process: regulation of transcription by RNA polymerase II. The coding region runs from base 175 to 1635 and encodes 486 amino acids.
UCCCACCACAGCCUUCCCGGAUUUCGUUUCGAUACGUUAGUAAGGACUUUAGCUUUCGAUUGUCGGCUAACGGUUCGAAUUCUGGCGGUUUAUAGCAUUUGUUUUCCGGUUUUAACAUAUUUUCAUUUGAGUGGAUACUUUAUUAUACUUAUCCAUACCAACCCUCUUUGAAAAAUGGAUGUUCUAGCUGAAAAUUAUCAGCUAAAGUGGCAUUCCUUCAGUUCAUAUAUGCACUCUUGUGUUGCUGGAGCCUUGUUUAACGAGACUUUUGCAGAUGUCGCUCUUUACACAUCAGAUGGCCUAAGCAUCAUGGCUCACAAGUUCAUACUUUCUUCUUGCAGUCAGUACUUUCAUCAGGUUUUGAAGUUAGCUCCUCGCAUGGUCACAACUCUACCUUUAGUUGUAGUUCUUCCACCAGAAAUUUCUUAUCAAACUCUUAAAAUUCUAGUCCAAUAUAUGUACAGUGGGGAGUCUACAGUUUCGAAAGAUAUUCUUCAACAAGUUUUAAGAGGUGGUGAUAUACUGAAAGUUAAAGGUUUGUGGAGACCUAAGGAAGAACAAGAAGCACCACAGAAAAAAUCUGUCAAGGCUUCAUACAAAGAAAACAAUGGUUCCUCCCAAGUUUCUCAAGUAGAGGCAGAAAAACAGAAAUCAGAAAAAAUAAAAAUGAACGAACGACCAAAAGUCCUCAACUAUACAUUGAAUCUGAACCAGGAAAAGUCUAAUAAUAGGGAAUGUUCUGAGAAUUCUGAUACAGGUUCAACAGCAAAGAAAAAAGAAAUGGCACCUAAAGAUAAUAAUUAUAAUCAGAGUAGUGUUAUUAAAAGUACCCAAAGUGAGAAAUCGCCACCUACAUUAAGUAAACAAAAAGAUUAUGAAAAGAACGAUGUUCAAAAAGAUACAACCCCAAAUAACGAGACUGUCCAGUUCUUAGUAAUCAAGGAAGAACCCCUAGAAUGGUCCGAGAUGGGCGAGGGAGAUAUGGAAUUGAUGGAGUCCAAAGAAGUUUUCAGUACAGAAAUAACUAUCAAACCAGAAAUUUUUGCAGAUACAGAUAGUGGUAGUAGUGAAAAUAUGUAUACACCAUUAACAUGUGAGCUCUGUAGUGAAACUUUCACCGUUCCGGCAGAUUGGGUUAGACACGUUCAAACACAUACAGAUAUGUUACCUGCGAAAAGGCAGCGGAGGGGAAGACCUGCACCGGAUGAAGAAAAUGCGCCUUUUCCACCAUUGACUUGUGACAUGUGUCAAAAAAUGUUUUCAACUCCAGCCGAAUGGGUUCAUCACAUUCAAAACACCCAUACAGAGUUCGAGCUUCAUUGGACUAAUAGACAUUUAAAUAAAAUGGGAGAUGGAAUGAAGGCAGAUAAAUCGCCGAAAAAAUUAAUAGGUCCUAUACAGAAGGUGUGUUCCAUUUGUACCAAAAAAUUUCCAUCAAAUGCUUCCAUGUUAAUACAUAAAAGAACACACACUGGAGAAAAACCUUAUGCUUGUGAAUACUGCAUGAAAGGUUUUAAUGUGAAAAGUAAUCUGUUGAGACAUUUAAGAACACUACAUGACAAAAUCAUGCAGCCAACAGAAGUAGAUGGAGUAACAAUCAAAGAGGAGAAAGAUGAAGAAGUAAAGACAGAUUAAUUUUUUUCUGUUGAAAUUGUAAAUAAAUACAAACAUACUUAUUUUGUGUAUAUUAAAAUAUUUCCUAAAAAUAAAGAGAAAUGUGUAAACGAUUGA